Messenger RNA from Vicia villosa (hairy vetch), 2368 nucleotides. Its product is annotated as xyloglucan 6-xylosyltransferase 2-like. Gene Ontology annotation, biological process: xyloglucan biosynthetic process. Gene Ontology annotation, molecular function: hexosyltransferase activity; UDP-xylosyltransferase activity; xyloglucan 6-xylosyltransferase activity. Gene Ontology annotation, cellular component: trans-Golgi network; membrane; endosome. The transcript has a single exon. The record is from RefSeq and is a predicted model, not a curated record. Bases 190 to 1584 code for a protein of 464 amino acids. Lineage: Eukaryota; Viridiplantae; Streptophyta; Magnoliopsida; Fabales; Fabaceae.
AACCUUUGACUACUUUUGUUAUCUCUUCAUUCAUCAAAACGCAACAUUAUAGUAAUAAUAAACAAACAAAACAACCAAACGCGCUUCUGCAAUAAUCACGUUUGUCACCAACUCUAAUUAUAUCACCUUUCUGGAUUUUCCAUUCAUUCAUUCCCCUUUCACCAAAAACAACCUUGGUGACAACAAAAAAUGUUAGACAAGCUUUUGGGAGCUCAAAGGGCCAGAAAAUUCCACAGAUUUCUCCGACAUUGUAAGGUCACAAUCCUCUGUCUUCUCCUCACCAUUGUUGUCCUACGUGGCACUAUCGGCGCCGGGAAAUUCGGUACGCCGGAGCAAGAUUUCGUCGACAUUCGUAACCGAUUCACCUCUCGUAAGCUACCUGAAACCCAUCGCAGUCUCGCCGAGAUUCAUUCAACAACAACAUCAACGUCUUCAUCUUCUUCCUCUCGUUCAGACAUUUCUACAAACAAUUACAAUGCAUUUGAUAUUAAUACAAUAUUGAUCGAUGAAGAGGAAGAACAAGAAGACAAAAAACCCAGCUCCGAUAAGGCUUAUCGUUUAGGACCGAAGAUUUUGGAUUGGGAUAAGCAGAGAUCAAAAUGGCUUAUUGAAAACCCUGAUUAUCCGAAUUUCGUUCGACCUGGUAAGCCUCGUGUGCUUCUGGUAACUGGGUCGUCGCCGAAACCGUGUGAGAAUCCGGUGGGUGAUCAUUACUUGUUGAAGUCUAUUAAGAACAAGAUUGAUUAUUGUCGUUUACAUGGUAUUGAAGUGUUUUACAAUAUGGCUCUUUUGGAUGCUGAAAUGGCUGGUUUUUGGGCGAAGCUUCCUUUGAUUCGGAAGCUUCUUUUGUCACAUCCUGAAGUGGAGUUUUUGUGGUGGAUGGAUAGUGAUGCGAUGUUUACGGAUAUGGCGUUUGAGGUUCCGUGGGAGAGGUAUAAAGACUCGAAUUUGGUGAUGCAUGGUUGGAAUGAGAUGGUGUAUGAUGAGAAGAAUUGGAUUGGGUUGAAUACUGGGAGUUUUUUGUUGAGAAACUGUCAAUGGUCGUUGGAUAUUCUUGAUGUUUGGGCACCAAUGGGACCGAAAGGGAAAGUUAGGGAAGAAGCUGGGAAGAUACUUACGCGUGAGCUCAAAGAUCGGCCGGUUUUUGAAGCGGAUGAUCAAUCUGCUAUGGUUUAUUUGUUGGCUAAGGAGAAGGAGAAAUGGGGUGAUAAGGUUUAUCUUGAGAAUGGUUAUUACUUGCAUGGUUAUUGGGGGAUUUUGGUUGAUAGAUAUGAGGAAAUGAUUGAGAAAUAUCAUCCUGGUUUUGGUGAUCAUAGAUGGCCAUUGGUGACUCAUUUUGUGGGAUGUAAGCCUUGUGGGAAGUUUGGUGAUUAUCCUGUUGAGAGAUGCUUGAAGCAGAUGGAUAGAGCUUUCAAUUUUGGUGAUAAUCAGAUAUUGCAGAUUUAUGGAUUCACACAUAAGUCAUUGGUUAGUAGGAGAGUUAGGAGAAUAAGGAAUGAGACUAGUAAUCCUCUUGAGGUUAAAGAUGAACUUGGUUUGCUUCAUCCUAGUUUUAAAGCUGUUAAGGUAUCUUCUUCUAGCUGAGAUGUUUUCGACGGAUUGAAAUGUGUUGCAUAUUUAGCUGCAGAAAUAGAAAUUUAGCCUCUCAGAUAUAGGAAAGUAGGAUAUGCAGUUUUUGAUCUGAUAUUCUUCUGUAACCUCUCGCUCUCUGUCUUAACUUAAAAUGUUUGUAGUAACACACAUUUUCAUGAAGUAGUAAUGGAAAUGUGUAAUGGCGGAUUUGCAUAUAAAAUAUGAGGUGUGUGUGAGUAUGAUUGGCAUUGUACUUUAGGCUUGCGAUUACUAUCUUGGUUUCUGAUUGCAGUUUUGAAGUAAAAAUAGUUCUGGACUUGACUAGUCUAUCAUUUUGAGAGGAUUAUAAUGUUUGCCGGUGUGCUCGUUCCGGACCACCAUGAUUAAGACAGGAUUAUAGUUUUGGACUGUGUGAUUUCACAACGAGUAUGCUACCUGUGUCCAUGUUACAUAUCAUCACAACUGUGUUGUUAGUAAAUCAGCAUGGCCUCUGAUUCAGGCAUUUUCUUCAAAUAUGAGUCUAUCUUUCAAAAAGCUUACAUGUGAGUGAACAUUGAGACCAUUAGCUAGAGGCAGAAAAACAAUUGUCUGCGAUGUUGCUGUUUUCUGUCAAGUUGAUCUUAAUUGCUUUAUCAUUAUUUUUUUGGUAGAAAGUACAUUGUAGAAUUAGUUUUGGACUUAACCAUCAGUUGGCUAAACCUUAAUUUUACAACAUCCUGUAUUCCAAGCAUUUUGAACAAUAUUUGGAGAAGAUUAUAACAGUGACUAUUCGUGAUUGCAGAGAGUUUGAAUAAUA